Molecule: messenger RNA, 4953 nt
Organism: Oncorhynchus mykiss (rainbow trout)
Lineage: Eukaryota; Metazoa; Chordata; Actinopteri; Salmoniformes; Salmonidae
Source: RefSeq, a predicted model, not a curated record
CUAUGCCAGUGUUGAAUUACGUGAGGGUUAUUUGAUCGGUGAUACGUUUCGUUGUUAAUGUUUAGGCUGUUAUAAAUGUACAGAUGUAGGUGAACGCACGUGGUAUUCCGGCAACUGAGAAAAAAACGACUUUGUGCCUGUUGAUCACAAACGCACGUCUCCUCUCAAGCCCCGUUUCCAUUGACACUUUGAAGUCAACCCGGUUUGGGUGGGCUGGGGGCCCUUGGUGGGCUGCCUCCAGAAUAAUGUAAUGUUGCUAGGUAGCCAAUAUGUGACUACAGCUGGCUUCGCUAACUAACUUGGUACAUCACAUGUGCUGAGUACACCCAUUUCUAUGGAGGGAAAAGAUCAGAAAUUCCAAAGUCAAAUUUUCGACGUCUUCCAUUUGACCAUUGCAGCUUGUCUCUGCAGCCGUUUGAAUAUCCCAUGUGCACUCCCGAGGGAAUCGUCUUUGACCUGCUGAGCAUCGUUCCUUGGAUAAAGAAGUUUGGCACCAAUCCCAUCUCUGGAGAGAAACUGGAAGCGAAGUCCCUCAUCAAGCUAAACUUCGCCAAGAACAACGAUGGUAAAUACCACUGUCCCGUCCUGUACACAGUCUUCACAAACAACUCCCAUAUCGUCACCAACAAGCUCACUGGCAAUGUGUUCUCUCACGAGGCUGUGGAACAGCUCAACGUCAAGACGAAGAGUUACAGAGACCUGCUCUCUGAUGAACCUUUCACCAGACAGGACAUCAUCACCCUGCAGGAUCCAACCAACCUGGAUAAGUUCAAUGUCUCGGACUUCUUCCACGUCAAGAACAACCUCAAAGUACUGGACCCUGAUGAGGAGAAGGCUAAGCUGGACCCUGGUUACCACCUGAACAGUACGAACAUGGAGACCAGAGAGACCCUGGCUGAGCUCUAUAAGGAUUAUAAAGGAGACGCUCUACUGGCCUCCACCAUGAAGGAACCACAGGCCAAGAAGACAGACAAACUUAACGCGGCUCAUUACUCUACUGGCAGAGUGUCUGCUUCCUUCACCUCCACAGCCAUGACCCCUGCUACCGAACACACUGCGGAUGCCAUCUCAGACGACACGGUGCGUUAUUCCUAUGUGAAGAAGAAAGGCUAUGUUCGGCUCCACACCAACAAGGGAGACAUCAACCUGGAGCUGUACUGUGACAAGGUUCCUAAAGCAGGAGAGAACUUCACCAAGCUGUGUAAGAAGGGUUACUAUGACGGAACUGUCUUCCACAGAUCUAUCAGGAACUUCAUGAUCCAAGGAGGAGACCCAACUGGGACUGGUUUAGGAGGAGAGUCAUUCUGGGGUAAGCCCUUCAAAGAUGAGUUCCGUCCCAACCUGUCCCACACCGGACGAGGGGUUCUCAGCAUGGCCAACUCAGGACCCAACACCAACAAGUCCCAGUUCUUCAUCACCUUCCGGUCAUGUCCCUACCUGGACAGGAAACAUACCGUGUUUGGAAGGGUGGUGGGAGGCUUCGAGGCUCUGACAGCCAUGGAGAACAUAGAGGCUGAUCCUAAAACCGAUAAACCCAAGUCUGAGAUCAAGCUGCUGAGUGCCACUGUGUUCGUGGACCCGUAUGAAGAGGCAGAUGCCCAGAUUGCAGCGGAGCGUCAGAAGGAGUUGGAGAAGCAGGAGGAGGAUCGAGCUCAGACCAGUUUGUCUCAGAGGAAGACUAAAGCAGAUCAGGCUCCCAAGACCUUCAAGGCUGGCAUAGGGAAAUACAUCAACCCUGUGACCUCUACCACCACGAAACGUCCAGCAGUAGAGGACAGCGGACCGUCCACCAGCGGAGCCAAGAAGGCCAAAGGAAAGACUGGCUUUGGAGACUUCAGCUCCUGGUAACUCCGUGGACACGCAGCCCCGUGGACACGCAGCCCCGUGGACACGCAGCCCCGUGGACACGCAGCCCCGUGGACGCCUUCUGUGUCCCACCACUACUUUAGACCAGAGCCCUAUGGCACCCUAUUCCCUAUAUAGUGAGUGCUCUACUUUAGACCAAAGCCUAUGGCACCCUGUUCCCUAUAUAGUGCACUACUUUAGACCAGAGCCUAUGGCACCCUGUUCCCUAUAUAGUGCACUACUUUAGACCAGAGCCUAUGGCACCCUUUUCCAGAAAUAGUGCACUACUUUUGACUAGGGUCCAUAGGACACUAUGUAGUUAUGGUCAAAUAUAUAGGAACCAGGCUUUGGUCAAAAGUUGUGGUCUAUGUAGGGAAUAGACUUCCAUUCUGGAUGUACCCCCUGAUACCCUGGUAUAUUACCCCCCUGCCACUACCAGUCACCCCCUGAUACCCUAUUACCCCCUGCUACUACCAGUUACCCCCUGCUACUACCAGUCACCCCCUGAUAACCUAUUACCCUCCCUGCUACUACCAGUCACCCCCUGAUACCCUAUUACCCCCUGCCACUACCAGUCACCUCAUGAUACCCUGGUAUAUUACCCCCCUGCUACUACCAGUCACCCCUGAUACCCUGGUAUAUUACCCCCCUGCCACUACCAGUCACCCCCUGAUACCCUAUUACCCUCCCUGCUACUACCAGUUACCCCCUGCCACUACCAGUCACCCCCUGAUACCCUAUUACCCCCUGCUACUACCAGUUACCCCCUGCUACUACCAGUCACCCCUGAUACCCUAUUACCCCCUGCUACUACCAGUCACCCCCUGAUACCCUAUUACCCCCUGCUACUACCAGUCACCCCCUGAUACCUUAUUACCCCCUGCUACUACCAGUUACCCCUGCUACUACCAGUCACCCCCUGCUACUACCAGUCACCCCCUGAUACCCUGGUAUAUUACCCCCUGCUACUACCACUCACCCCCUGAUACCCUAUUACCCCCUGCUACUACCAGUCACCCCCUGAUACCCUAUUACCCCCCUGCUACUACCAGUCACCCCCUGAUACCCUAUUACCCCCUGCUACUUCCAGUUACCCCCUGCUACUACCAGUCACCCCCUGAUACCCUAUUACCCCCUGAUACCCUAUUACCCCCUGAUACCCUAUUACCCCCUGCUACUACCAGUUACCCCCUGCUACUACCAGUUACCCCCUGAUACCCUAUUACCCCCUGCUACUACCAGUCACCCCCUGAUACCCUAUUACCCCCUGCUACUACCAGUUACCCCCUGCUACUACCAGUUACCCCCUGAUACCCUAUUACCCCCUGCUACUACCAGUUACCCCCUGAUACCCUAUUACCCCCUGCUACUACCAGUUACCCCCUGAUACCCUAUUACCCCCUGCUACUACCAGUCACCCCCUGAUACCCUAUUACCCCCUGCUACUACCAGUUACCCCCUGAUACCCUAUUACCCCCUGCUACUACCAGUUACCCCCUGAUACCCUAUUACCCCCUGCUACUACCAGUCACCCCCUGAUACCCUAUUACCCCCUGCUACUACCAGUCACCCCCUGAUACCCUAUUACCCCCUGCUACUACCAGUUACCCCCUGAUACCCUAUUACCCCCUGCUACUACCAGUUACCCCCUGAUACCCUAUUACCCCCCUGCUACUACCAGUCACCCCCUGAUACCCUAUUACCCCCUGCUACUACCAGUCACCCCCUGAUACCCUAUUACCCCCUGCUACUACCAGUCACCCCCUGAUACCCUAUUACCCCCUGCUACUACCAGUCACCCCCUGAUACCCUAUUACCCCCUGCUACUACCAGUCACCCCCUGAUACCCUAUUACCCCCUGCUAUUACCAGUCACCCCCGAUACCCUAUUACCCCCUGCUACUACCAGUCACCCCCUGAUACCCUAUUACCCCCUGCUACUACCAGUCACCCCCUGAUACCCUAUUACCCCCUGCUACUACCAGUCACCCCCUGAUACCCUAUUACCCCCUGCUACUACCAGUCACCCCCUGAUACCCUAUUACCCCCUGCUACUACCAGUCACCCCCGAUACCCUAUUACCCCCUGCUACUACCAGUUACCCCCUGAUACCCUAUUACCCCCUGCUACUACCAGUCACCCCCUGAUACCCUAUUACCCCCUGCUACUACCAGUCACCCCCUGAUACCCUAUUACCCCCUGCUACUACCAGUCACCCCCUGAUACCCUAUUACCCCCUGCUACUACCAGUCACCCCCUGAUACCCUAUUACCCCCUGCUACUACCAGUCACCCCCUGAUACCCUAUUACCCCCUGCUACUACCAGUCACCCCCUGAUACCCUAUUACCCCCUGCUAUUACCAGUCACCCCCGAUACCCUAUUACCCCCUGCUACUACCAGUCACCCCCUGAUACCCUAUUACCCCCUGCUACUACCAGUCACCCCCUGAUACCCUAUUACCCCCUGCUACUACCAGUCACCCCCUGAUACCCUAUUACCCCCUGCUACUACCAGUCACCCCCUGAUACCCUAUUACCCCCUGCUACUACCAGUCACCCCCGAUACCCUAUUACCCCCUGCUACUACCAGUUACCCCCUGAUACCCUAUUACCCCCUGCUACUACCAGUCACCCCCUGCCAUUCGCCUCAUGGACAUUUUAUUUUUAUUUUCUGAGUCAUGUGAAUUAUAUAGAAUGUUGUCUUUCUAAUGAUGCAUUUAUUUUAUUUUUUAUUUGUGUUUUAAUAAAUUCAAGUUUUUCCAGUAUUUUUAUUAACGCUUCACAAUUUGCACAUUUUCAUAUCUCUCAUUGGUUUCUUGUGAGGCCGAGCCCUGCUGUGUUUCAAAUGGCACCCUAUCCCCUAUAUAGUGCACUACUUUAGAUAGGGCACUAUGGCACCCAGCAGGCCCGUAGGGCAGGGGUCAGCAAAAGUGUGUAUAUAUAUAUAUAUAUAUCAUUCAUUCAUUCAUUCAUUCAUUGCUGGAUAGAAAAACAUCAAGAAAGACUAAGAUGGAAAAGUGUUUAAUUUCAGAAAUCUGAUUCCCACAAAUAAAAUGUAAUGAUGUGUGAUCGUGUGUCAAUCAAAUAAAGGUGUGACAUUAUUAGAAAA